UCAAGCACACACACGAGCACACACUCAAGCACACACACACACACGCAUACGGAAUUCGAUUAGAUGGCGCUGGACAAUGCCAGGCUGGAGUCGCUCGAGGCGGCGUCCCAGCUGACGCGAGCAGCCAGCAGCGAGCAGAGCAGCAAAAGCGAAGACAGCGCAGCUCGCUUCCACAAACAACUUGCGUCCAAAGCGAAACCAAAUGAUAUUUGCGCCAAGCAGCAGCUGCAGCGGGAGCGGGAUCGGGAACGGGAGCGGGAGCGUAGACAGCCGCAGGUAUACAAAUAUAGUCCACUUAGUGGCGACUCCGAUGUGGAGAGCGAUGUGGGCGGAUCGAGCGAUGAGUCCAUAGCGCUGCUUGCACACGAGAUUCUCUGCUGCGAGCACGAGUCGGAUACGGACAGUGGGCAGGAGGAUGAGGAUGACGAGAAGGUGGACGUGGAGGAGGAAGAGAAAUAUAAAAAGAUGAAGGAGGAGAGGGAGGAGGAUAGGGUGGAGGAGAAGGUGAAGCUGGAGCUGGAGGAGACGGUGGAGCUAGAGCUGGAGGAGGAGGAGAGGGAGGAGGAUAGGGUGGAGCUGGAGCUGGAGCUGGAGGAGUAUGAGGAGGACGAUGAGGAGGAGGAGGAGGAGGAGGAGGAGGAGGAGGAGACGGAGGCGGAUAUCGAUGCCUGUGCAGAAACCUCCAUUGAGCACAAUUAUGCGCAGCUCAUGUGCAGCGAGGACGAUGAGGAUCUGGAGUUGGAGCUGGAGGAACUGCAGCAGAAGCAGCUACUUGAUCGCUGCGACGCGGAGUCAAAGUAA
This is a messenger RNA of Drosophila montana, 801 nucleotides long. RefSeq names its product glutamic acid-rich protein. The record is from RefSeq and is a predicted model, not a curated record. The transcript has a single exon. Bases 64 to 801 code for a protein of 245 amino acids. NCBI's taxonomy places the organism in Eukaryota, Metazoa, Arthropoda, Insecta, Diptera, Drosophilidae.